Momordica charantia (bitter melon) is the source of this 1782-nucleotide messenger RNA. Its product is annotated as phosphoribosylformylglycinamidine cyclo-ligase, chloroplastic/mitochondrial. Gene Ontology annotation, biological process: 'de novo' IMP biosynthetic process; adenine biosynthetic process. NCBI's taxonomy places the organism in Eukaryota, Viridiplantae, Streptophyta, Magnoliopsida, Cucurbitales, Cucurbitaceae. The record is from RefSeq and is a predicted model, not a curated record. Gene Ontology annotation, cellular component: cytosol. Gene Ontology annotation, molecular function: phosphoribosylformylglycinamidine cyclo-ligase activity; phosphoribosylamine-glycine ligase activity.
CCCUAUCUCUCUCCCCCAAACCCUACGCAAGGUUUCAAAUGCCCCAAGUGCCCCUCCUCUUCCUUCUCUUUCCCUACGCACUACACACGCCCUCUUCUUUCUCUUUCCUUCACGCAGCGCCGUGCCGCGCCGGUGGCGAACUCCGGCGAGCCACCCACUGCACACAAGCCACAUUUUAUUUCUCAUUUAUUCCCUCUCUAUCUCAAACCGUGAAAUCACCGGCGGUUUUUGGUUCCAUCCAUUCGGUUUUGAAUAUUCCAUCCAUUAGGUGCGAUUUUCCUUUUUCAGAGCAAAAAAUAUACCGCCUCCUUCCUUCCCACCGCCUCCACUUCCGCCGUGACGGCGGGUACAACUAUUACCAACCAGUUAUUUCCUCUGCCUGCCAUGACGACUGCCAAAUUUUGCUCCAACACUGAGUUCUAUGGCUAUUUAGCUAAUUCGAACUUGCCGUCUCAGCCGAAAUCGAUUCCAACCCCCAUGUUUCCGUGCGUUCAUGCGGCAUCCAAAUCCAAAUGUUUCUACGAUGGAUCGAUUGGGCUUUCAGUGAGCCCCAGAGGAGUUGGAGGCAGAAGAUUUGGGAGGAUUGGAGCUGCUUCUUCUGUAUCGAAGAGMAAUUUUAGUGUGGAGGCUAAAUCAGGUCUUACGUAUAAGGAUGCUGGAGUCGACAUAGACGCUGGUACAGAGCUUGUGAGAAGAAUUGCUAAGAUGGCCCCUGGUAUUGGCGGCUUUGGGGGUCUUUUUCCUCUAGGUGAUUCAUAUCUUGUAGCUGGCACAGAUGGUGUUGGAACCAAACUAAAGCUUGCUUUUGAGACUGGGAUUCAUGACACUAUUGGGAUUGAUUUGGUUGCUAUGAGUGUCAAUGACAUUGUUACUUCUGGAGCAAAGCCUCUGUUCUUUCUUGAUUACUUUGCUACAAGCCAUCUUGAUGUUGAUCUUGCCGAAAAGGUAAUAAAAGGUAUUGUGACCGGUUGCCAACAAUCUGACUGUGCACUUCUGGGCGGCGAGACAGCAGAGAUGCCAGACUUCUAUGCCGAUGGUGAAUAUGAUCUCAGCGGUUUUGCGGUGGGCAUUGUAAAAAAAGACUCUGUUAUUGACGGGAAAAACAUCGUGGCUGGAGAUCUCCUUAUUGGCUUACCUUCAAGUGGAGUCCAUUCAAAUGGAUUCUCUCUCGUUAGAAGGGUCAUCGAGCGAAGUGGCCUAUCCUUGAAAGACAAACUUCCUGGUGGAGAUGUUACAUUAGGUGAGGCCUUAAUGGCCCCUACUGUGAUAUAUGUCAAACAGGUACUUGACAUUAUCAGUAAGGGAGGGGUUAAGGGGAUAGCUCACAUCACUGGCGGUGGUUUUACCGAUAAUAUACCUCGAGUUUUUCCCAAUGGCCUUGGAGCUGUUAUUUAUGAGGAUUCAUGGGAAAUCCCAACGGUUUUUAAUUGGAUUCAAGAGACGGGAAAAAUCGAAGAAAUGGAAAUGAGACGAACAUUCAACAUGGGUGUUGGCAUGGUUCUUGUAGUGGACCAAGAGGCGUCACAAAGAAUACUCAACGACAGCGAUGGAUCAAACAGAGCUUACCUCAUCGGAGAGGUUGCAGAUGGCGAAGGCGUAAGAUUUUUAUAAUCUGUGAGUGAAAUUUUUGUACCCAAAAGUCUUAGUUUAACAGGAUUUUAGCGUUUAACCCACAAUGGGUCAUAACAUUAAAGGAGACGUCUUUAUGAUAAACGAGUUUCCUUAAGUUGUACCAUAUUGUGUUGAAUAAGUUGAUUUGUAAUGGCUGUUUCAACAUUUUAA